Molecule: messenger RNA, 2157 nt
Organism: Lindgomyces ingoldianus
Lineage: Eukaryota; Fungi; Ascomycota; Dothideomycetes; Pleosporales; Lindgomycetaceae
Exons: 6
Coding region: 184-1965 (593 amino acids)
Molecular function (GO): copper ion binding; oxidoreductase activity
Source: RefSeq, a predicted model, not a curated record
AGGCAAGCCGCCAGAAUACGCAUGCGUAUUAAGAUGAGCUGCAUGUCCCUCACAGCUUCGAUUUCUUUUUGACUUCACAUAUCCAUCUCAUCAGGUAGCUUUUCCCUUUGCAUUCGUUACUAGUCUCCAGGGGAGUUGUCUCAGAAGUCACCUUUCUUUUUAGUUCGUUUGCUAUAGUCCGUCAUGUUUUAUUCGAUUGCUCGAACAGUAGGCUUCGUGGCCUUACUAUGUCCUACAGUACUCUCUGCCGCAGUACCAGCUCCUCCUGAGGCACUCAACGUUCCCUGGAAGAGGGGUGGCAUCUUCUCCAACUUCCACCACUACGAUGAGCGCGAUUAUGGAUGUUCACAUGGGCCAAAGACGAGGUCAUGCUGGAACAACGGCUUUAGUAUAUCCACAGAUAUGGAUGAGAAGUGGCCAAACACUGGUAAAGUAGUUACGUACGAGCUAGAGAUCACAAACACAACCGGCUCACCAGAUGGUCUGUCGAGGCCGAUGUUCCUUAUUAAUGGGCAGUAUCCGGGGCCGACCAUUGUUGCCGACUGGGGUGACACGCUUUCAAUUACUGUGAAGAACUCCCUUGCCAAUAACGGUACUAGCAUUCACUGGCACGGGUUGAGGCAGCUUGGGACGAACCAAAUGGAUGGAACAAACGGCAUUACUGAGUGCCCAAUUGCCCCUGGCCAAAGCAAGACCUAUACAUUCAAAGCUACCCAGUACGGGACAUCCUGGUAUCACUCUCAUUAUUCUGUCCAAUAUGCCGAUGGCAUUGUUGGUGGGAUCAUAAUACGAGGCCCUUCCACUUCGAAUUACGAUAUUGAUCUGGGAAUAUUGCCCUUCACAGAUUGGUUCCACGUACCUUCGUUCACAGUGAAUGCUGCAGCUCUCCAUGCUAAAGGCCCCCCAAUUGCUGAUAAUCUACUAAUCAACGGUUCCAUGACUUCGGCCUCAGGAGGAAAAUAUGCCGUCACCAACUUGACGCCCGGAAAGAAACAUCUUCUUCGCCUAAUUAACACUGGCGUGAACAACUAUAUUCACGUCUCUUUGGAUGGACAUCCUUUCACUGUAAUCGCCGCGGAUUUUGUCCCAAUUGUCCCAUAUACGACAGAUUCACUUGUGAUCGCCGUCGGUCAACGUUAUGAAGUCAUCAUAGAUGCAAACAAACCUGUGGGCAACUACUGGCUGCGCGUUGGAACUGGAGGUGGAAAGUGCGACGGCCCGAAUGCCAACUCUGCCAACAUCAAAAGUAUCUUCCACUACGAUGGUGCGAAUUCUGCAAACCCCAAUUCGACUGGAAUUACCCUUCCGACUGGAUGUUACGAUGAGACUAACAUCGUUCCUUACGUUAAGACCACUGUACCACAGAAAUUGCCCAAGAAAAUAGAACUGGGUUUCACCAACACCGCCACUAGUGACGGUUUAGUUCAAUGGCUUGUGGACUCGAGUAUGAUGCAAGUUGACUUCACGAAGCCGACGCUACAGUACAUCCUCGAUGGGAAUGACACCUUUAAUGUCGCUGAGAAUGUCUAUAUCGUCGGCGAAGCUCAUCAGUGGCAGUACUGGGUGAUCCAACAAACCAAUACUGCGCCUCCGCUCCCUCACCCAAUCCAUCUCCACGGUCACGACUUUUAUGUUCUGGACCAUGCCGAAAACACUCAAUGGACGGGUGACAUUUCCAAACUGAAGAUGGAAAAUCCUAUCCGCCGUGAUACCGCAACUCUUCCAGCUGGAGGAUAUCUCGUCCUUGCCUUCGAAUCUGACAACCCUGGCGCGUGGCUUAUGCAUUGCCAUAUCCCGUUCCACGUUUCUGCCGGUCUUGCGUUACAAUUCCUAGAACGCAAAAGCGAGAUCUUGAAUACUAUUGGCGAUCUCAGUGGCUUCAAAGACGGGUGCAAGACUUGGACUGCUUUCCAGGAAGGCUUCCCCGGUGGCUUCCAUAUCGGGGACUCGGGUCUGAAGGUUUGAGCUCUGGACGUGAGCCAUAGGUAAGUGAGUUGUUGAGUACAUACCUAUGAGAUACCCAAGCGUGCAUUCUUUCAUGCAUUUUUUUGGCGUUGCUACUGUUGCUGGGUUUAGCAAGUCAAAUUUCGCUUCCUCUAAAGCUUUGGCUACAUAUUAGUCGUGAUAGAGGAUGGAGGGAGGAUGAUCCUACGUAAU